Stegastes partitus (bicolor damselfish) is the source of this 3243-nucleotide messenger RNA. RefSeq names its product macrophage colony-stimulating factor 1 receptor 2-like. The record is from RefSeq and is a predicted model, not a curated record. Lineage: Eukaryota; Metazoa; Chordata; Actinopteri; Pomacentridae. The transcript has 22 exons. Gene Ontology annotation, biological process: protein phosphorylation; multicellular organism development; positive regulation of cell migration. Gene Ontology annotation, cellular component: CSF1-CSF1R complex; signaling receptor complex; plasma membrane. Gene Ontology annotation, molecular function: macrophage colony-stimulating factor receptor activity; growth factor binding; ATP binding. Bases 37 to 2835 code for a protein of 932 amino acids.
AGCUACUGCUGGUCUGCAGAAUUUCCUGGUCCGCCGAUGAUCUCUCUGAAUGCUAACUUCCUACCAAAUCAAUCAGACGCAGUUCUGGUGGUCGGCUCUGCCUUCAACCUCAGUUGCCGUGGUGAUGGGUCAGUCUACUGGUCCAGCUCUGCAUUCCGUCUACAGUUUAUAGACAGAUUGCCAGAUCCAGUGCAGGUGAGCACGGCAGACCCCCGACACACCGGGACGUACCGCUGUGGGUAUGCCAACCACAGCCUGGAGCACCUGUACACGUGGAUCCACCUGUACGUCACAGACCCAGCCCACCCCUCCAGUGUCUUCAUCACGCCUCGCAGCAGCGCUCCCAGCCUCAAGGAGGGCCAGGACUACCUGUUCAGGUGUCUGCUGACCGACCCAUCCAUCACAAAUCUCACCCUCCAGUCAGAGGAUAGAGGGAGGAGCCUGCCCCCAGGUAUGAACGUGACUUUUGACCCUCGAAGAGGAGCGCUGAUCCAACACCUGCAGAGGUCCUUUAAUGGACAUUACACCUGUUCAGGUUGGAAGGAUGGGAAACAGUUCAGAUCCACACCUGUGAACCUGCUGGUGGUCCCCAGGCUGCGUCACCCCCCCUCGCUGUCUGUCAGUCAGGAUGAAUUUGUCCGCCUGAGAGGAGAGCUGUUUGAGGUCACCUGUCUGAGCAGUAACCCCUCCCACUUCUACAGCGUCACCUGGACACACCCACGGAUACAGAAACUGAAUGUCACCAUGAGGCGUCAGUAUAGCAACAGCCACAUGCACAUCAACAGCACGCUGAGCGUCUCUGCUGUCCGCCGGACACACAGCGGCCUGUACACCUGUACAGCUGUCAAUGAGGCUGGAGUCACCAUGGCAACGACACAGCUCAGGGUGCUGGAUCGGCCGUACCUGAGGGUCUACCUGCUGCCCGUGCAGCACGCUAAUGCCAACACCAGGACCGCACAGGUCAGCAGGGACCGCUUCACUAACAUCACUCGUAGUUCUCUGGAUGCUAAUGGAGAACUGAUGGCAAAUGUUUGCACUGAGGGAACACAUGUGAAUGGGACUAGCAGCUUUAACAUUAGCAGCAGCACCAGAGUGGAAGCGUACGAAGGCCGAGACGUGAUGCUGACCUUUGUGAUGGAGGCAUAUCCUCCAAUUAGGAGCCAGCGCUGGACCACACCAAAGCCCAUCACCAAUGACAACACCACAGUGUACCAGGAGAGCUACACUACUAAUGGCUACAGGUCAGAGGCAACCCUGCUGCUGCGCCGGGUGCGUCAGGAGGAUCGAGGUCGAUACUCGUUUCAUUUUGCAAACUCAUUCUUCAACGACUCGCAGCACAUUGACCUCAGGAUCUAUCGUUCUCCAACUGUCGCCAUCACUUUGGAGAACAACACGCUGACCUGCAGCAGCUCUGGAUAUCCAUUACCCACAAUCCUCUGGCUCACCUGCCCCGGCGUCCGAAACACGUGUGUGGACGUAUCCACCUAUCAGGAGGCUCCUGUGGAUGUGACCUCACAGGAAGACGAGGAGGUGAGGACACACCUCCCUGUGUCAGCUGAUGAUGAUGUCACUGUCGAGUGCGUCGCCUACAACCUCGUAGGAGAGUCUUGUGUUGUCUUCAAUCCUCGCCUGGCAGGACCUCGGACCGUCUUCACGCCGGCUCUGAUUGGAGCUCUGAGUGCCAUCGCUGUGCUCUUCCUGCUCCUGUUGGUCAUCUUUUACAAAUGCAGACAGAAACCCAAAUACGAGAUUCGCUGGAAGAUCAUUGAGAGCACUGAUGGAAACAACUACACCUUUGUCGACCCCACCCAACUGCCGUACAACCAACAAUGGGAGUUUCCUCGAGACAAACUCCGCCUCGGUGCUGUGCUGGGCUCGGGGGCGUUCGGGAAGGUGGUCGAGGCGACGGCCUACGGCCUGGAAACCGACAACAAGGUCACCAGAGUCGCCGUGAAGAUGCUCAAACCGAGCGCUCACUCGGAGGAACGGGAGGCUCUGAUGUCGGAGCUGAAGAUCCUCAGCCAUCUUGGUUACCAUGACAACAUUGUGAACUUGCUGGGAGCCUGCACUCAAGGAGGCCCAAUGCUGAUGAUCACAGAGUACUGUAGCCACGGCGACCUGCUCAACUUCCUGCGGGCUCACGCUCAGGACAUCAUGGCGUCCAUGUUGAGUGUGGACAAAGUGGAAGACGAGGCCUUCUAUAAGAACGUGGCCGCCCAGAACGCCAGGCUGCGCAGUGACAGCGGGAUCUCAUGCUGUUCAGAGUAUCAGGAGAUGCAGCCGGUUCUGAGUGCAGGACAGACACACCUGGGUGCACACACAGACAGUCUCUCUGUCGGUGAUCUCAUGAGGUUUUCUUACCAGGUGGCUCAAGCCCCUGAGAGCAUCUUCCAGUGCGUCUACACGCUGCAGAGCGACGUCUGGUCUUAUGGAGUCUUACUGUGGGAGAUCUUCUCUCUAGGUAAGAGCCCGUACCCCAACGUUGCCGUGGAUACCAACUUCUACAAGAUGAUCAAAGAUGGCCGCCACAUGCAGCGGCCAGACUUUGCUCCAGCAGAGAUGUAUCGCCUGAUGACACUCUGCUGGAGUCCAGAGCCCACCGACAGACCCACCUUCAAAACAAUUGGCCAACUCAUCAGCAGGCUCCUCCCCUCCAACAAAGAAGCGCCAUCGCAUGACGGCGAGCAGGCGACGUACCGGAACAUCGACGAGUGCACAGAAGAAGAAGAGGACGAAGUCGGAGGAGAAACGCUGAAGAGUCGAGAAGAAGAAGAAGAGCGCCACGAUGACGAGGGGGCUGGGCCAACGACCAAGAACAUCUACCAGCUGUCGUAAUCCUCUCAUCCAAUCAGAACACUGCGAACGAGAUGACGUCAUGUGACCGACAAGCACCAAAACAUUCAAACUGAAACCUGAUUUGCAGUGAAUCGGAGCCACAGAGAUGUCAGCUGCCGACAGACUGUCGUUUCCUGAACGUCUUGAAGCACAAAACAUCGUUUACCAACAAAACAUUACAUUUUCAAUGAUAGAAGUACGAUUUGUGACGAGCCAGAAACGGUAACCAACAUUCUCAAUCCUUCAAUUAUAAAUGAAACCUGAUAAAGAUUUCUUUAAAUGGCCGCCGACUAAACUCUGUCAUCAACAUUUAAAAAUAUAACAGCUGUCAAACUCUGUACAUUUAUCUUAAGAAUGUAUUUUCUGAUGAGCAAAGCCUUACAUUAAAGAUGAUGUCAAACAUUUGAA